This is a messenger RNA of Morone saxatilis (striped sea-bass), 8776 nucleotides long. RefSeq names its product ubiquitin specific peptidase 32 (gene usp32). Lineage: Eukaryota; Metazoa; Chordata; Actinopteri; Moronidae. Gene Ontology annotation, cellular component: Golgi apparatus. The record is from RefSeq and is a predicted model, not a curated record. Gene Ontology annotation, biological process: protein deubiquitination. Gene Ontology annotation, molecular function: cysteine-type deubiquitinase activity; calcium ion binding.
GGCGUCGCUGAAAACAUUCACCCGUUCACCACAUACACACACCACCAGGAACCCAUUUCACAAUAAACCGAGAAGGCGACAAACAGUCCCGGUCAACUCAGUUCAUAACGGUUUUUUUCCUCACAUCGCAAUGAAAUGAGGGGAGCAUGGGGGCAAAAGAGUCGAGGAUAGGAUUCCUGUCGUAUGACGAGGCCGUCAAGAGAGUCACAGAUGUGGAAUUGAAGCGGCUGAAAGAUGCCUUCAAGAGAACCAGUGGCAUCACCUAUUACAUGACCCAGCAGUGCUUCUACAGGGAAGUGCUGGGAGAUGGAGUACCCCAUAAAGUUGCAGAGGUGAUCUACACCUCGUUUGGAGGCACGUCCAAAGGGCUGCACUUCAACAAUCUGAUCGUGGGUCUGGUACUUCUGACCCGAGGACGCGAUGAGGAGAAGGCCAAGUACCUCUUCAGCCUGUUUGCCAGCGAUCUGGGUGGAUACGCUGCAAGGGAAGAUAUAGAAGCAGUUCUGCAGGUCCUGGAUGGAGAAGUCCCAGCCUCCCUCAAGAAGUGCUUCAGUGAGGGUGACAAGGUCAACUAUGAGCGCUUCAGAAACUGGCUCCUACAGAACAAGGAGGCCUUCACUUUGUCCAGAUGGCUUCUGUCUGGAGGAGUGUGUGUCACACUCACCGAUGACAGCGACACACCCACCUUCUACCAGACCCUGGCAGGCGUCACGCACUUGGAGGAGUCAGAUAUUAUAGACUUGGAAAAGCGCUACUGGCUGCUGAAAGCCCAGUCCAGAACCGGCCGCUUUGACUUGGAAACCUUUGUCCCUCUUGUUUCUCCUCCCAUCCAUGCCUCACUGAGUGAAGGCUUGUUUCACGCCUUCGAUGAGAAUCGGGACAAUCACAUCGACUUUAAAGAGAUCUCUUGUGGACUCUCAGCGUGCUGCAGGGGGCCUGUUGCUGAAAGGCAGAAAUUUUGUUUCAAAGUGUUUGAUGUGGACCGAGAUGGCAUUCUGUCUCGAGAUGAACUCCAUGAAAUGGUGGUGGCCUUGCUGGAGGUGUGGAAGGACAAUCGCACUGACACACUCCCUGAGCUGCAGAGUAGCGUGUCAGACAUAGUAGAGGGCAUCCUGAAGAUGCACGACACAACCAAGCUGGGUCACCUGACCCUGGAGGACUAUCAGAUCUGGAGUGUAAAGAGCGCUUUAGCCAAUGAGUUCUUAAACCUGCUUUUCCAGGUGUGCCACAUAGUCCUGGGGCUCAGGCCUGGUACUCCUGAGGAGGAGGGACAAAUCAUCAGGAGCAUAAGGGCAUCGUGGUGGAGCAGCCGUCCAUCCUGAGCUCGUUGCGAACUCCCAUGGCCACAGCUACUAUAGAGCCCACCCCACCAGACAGACUGGGAGGACUGGGAACCUUCAGCCCUGUCAGCCCCACAGAGGAGAGGUCACCUGAUGCUGUGUCCAGCGCCUCGGAGGCUACAGAGACCGCAGCCCUGAGCCCCCAGGUAGCUCCCUCUGCCACAGAGAGCUGUUUUGCCCGUCAGCACAACGUAUCAGACAACAACAAUCAGUGUUUUUCUGGAGCCAACGGCCACCUCCCCUCCCAGCUGGCAGCACAAAGACCUGGAGCCAUCGACAACCAGCCUCUGGUCAACACUGACCCCAUGAAGGCCCCUACGUUAACCAUGGAGGGUGGCAGACUGAAGCGCUCCUUGCAGCUGGCGCCUGGUAGAGACUUUGAGACCGUGCCAGAGCCGGUGUGGCGGGCGCUCUACCACUGGUACGGUGCCAACCUCAGCCUGCCGCGACCGGUUAUCCUGGAGAGCAAGACAGGGCAACCAGAGCUGGAACUCUUCCCCCGCUACCUCCUCUUCCUCCGCCAGCAGCCGGCCACACGCACCCCCCAGUCCAACAUCUGGGUCAAUAUGGGUAUGACCAGCCUGCGAAUGUUCCCACCGUAUUUGCCCCCACCAAGAGCAGGUAACGUGCCAUCCCCCAAUGCUCCUCUAAAGAGGGUGUUGGCCUACACAGGCUGCUUCAGCCGCAUGGGCACCAUCAAGGACAUCCAUCUAUACCUGUCCCAGAGACUACGCAUCAAGGAGGAGGACAUGAGACUCUGGCUGUACAACAGUGAGAACUACCUCACCCUCCUGGACGAUGAAGAUCACACACUGGAAAGCCUAAAGAUCCAUGAUGAGCAGCAGCUAGUUAUUGAAGUUAGGAACAAAGACAUGAGCUGGCCUGAGGAAAUGUCUUUCAUUGCCAACAGCAGUAAGAUGGACAGACACAAAGUUCCUACAGAGAAAGGAGCCACUGGCCUCAGUAACCUUGGCAACACCUGCUUCAUGAACUCCAGUAUCCAGUGUGUGAGCAACACCAAGCCUCUCACUGACUACUUCAUCUCAGGGCGACACCUCUAUGAGCUCAACAGAACCAACCCCAUCGGGAUGCGAGGUCACAUGGCCAAGUGUUAUGGUGACUUGGUAAUGGAGUUGUGGAGCGGGACACAGAAGAACGUGGCUCCGCUCAAACUCCGGUGGACAAUAGCAAAGUACGCCCCGCGCUUUAAUGGCUUCCAGCAGCAGGACUCCCAGGAGCUGCUAGCCUUCCUGCUGGACGGCCUCCAUGAAGAUCUAAACAGAGUCCAUGAGAAACCCUACGUGGAGCUGAAGGACAGCGAUGGCCGGCCUGACUGGGAGGUGGCCUCUGAGGCAUGGGAGAACCACCUGCGUAGGAACCGCUCCAUCGUGGUGGAUCUGUUCCACGGUCAGCUCAAGUCCCAGGUGAAGUGUAAGACGUGCGGACACAUCAGUGCUCGUUUCGACCCCUUCAACUUCCUGUCUCUGCCCCUGCCCAUGGACAGCUCCAUGCAUCUGGAGAUCACUGUCAUUAAACUGGACGGCUCCACACCCGUACGCUACGGCCUUAGGUUGAAUAUGGAUGAGAAGUACACAGGGCUGAAGAAACAGCUGAGUGAACUGUGCAGUCUGAAGCCUGAGCAGAUCCUCCUGGCUGAGGUCCACACCUCCAACAUCAAGAACUUUCCUCAGGACAACCAGAAGGUCCGGCUGUCUGUCAACGGCUUCCUGUGUGCAUUCGAGAUCCCUGUUCCGGGUUCACCGACAUCGCUAAGCUCACCCACACUAUCAGAUAUCACCCCAAUAGCCAACGGCUCCACUGCUAAUGGGAACUCGGUAAACAAGCCCGUCCUCAUCCCCAACGGUGGGCCCAGCACCAUGGUGCCCUGCAGCCCAGAGACACCCCUGGCCAAUGGGGUCGCCAACGGACACAUCACACCGGUGCAGGAGAGCCCCUUCAUUGGAUACAUCAUCGCCAUGCACAGAAAGAUGAUGCGUACGGAGCUGUACUUCCUGUCAUCCCAGAAGAACCGACCCAGUCUGUUCGGCAUGCCGCUCAUAGUUCCCUGCACUGUCCACACCAGUAAGAAGGAUCUGUAUGACGCCGUCUGGAUCCAAGUGUCCCGACUGGCCAGCCCACUGCCCCCACAGGAAGCCAGCAACCACGCCCAGGACUGUGAUGACAGUAUGGGCUACCAGUACCCCUUCACUUUACGGGUUGUGGGGAAGGAUGGCAACUCAUGUGCCUGGUGUCCCUGGUACAGGUUCUGUCGAGGCUGUACAAUAGAGUGUACAGAGGACAGAGCGUCUGUAGGAAAUGCUUAUAUAGCUGUGGACUGGGACCCCACCGCCCUGCACCUCCGCUACCAGACCUCCCAGGAGAGGAUUGUGGAGGAGCACUGCAGUGUGGAGCAGUCCCGUCGGGCCCAGGCUGAGCCCAUCAGCCUGGACAGCUGUCUGAAGGCCUUCACCAGCGAGGAAGAGCUGGGUGAGGAUGAGCUCUACUACUGCUCCAAGUGCAAGACUCACCGGCUGGCUACCAAGAAGCUGGACCUCUGGAGGCUGCCACCCGUUCUGAUUGUCCACCUGAAGCGCUUCCAGUUUGUGAACGGCCGCUGGAUCAAGUCCCAAAAGAUUGUUAAGUUCCCGCGGGAAAAUUUUGACCCCAGCGCCUUCCUGGCUCCCAGAGACCUGGAGCAGCACUGCCUCCACUCCCGCAGCGAGAGCGAGGAUCUGCUGAGGGUUGGAGAAGACAACCUUUCCUCUAUCUCUGCCCCCGCUGGCUUCUGCAAUCUCCCCAAAGCCUCCCCCACCUCUGGCAGGAAGUCGGCGCCUUCUCUCAGCCGGACCGGCAGCCCCUCCGGCAGCCCUAAGACCGGCAGCGGAGGGCGUAGGCCAGGCCGGCUACGCCUGCCCCAGUUGGGAAGCAGAAACCGCCUCUCCAACAGCAAGGAAAACCUGGAUGGAGCUGCUAAUCCUGAGGCCGAGCCACGGGACGGUGCACCGCAGGCGGACACAGAGGGGAACGCGGCAGGAUCAGGAGAGCCGAUCGUGUCGGAAUCAUCGCUCAGCACUGAGGCGUCCAGCAGCCACUGUGACGUGGUACUGGUGAACGGUGACAGCAACGGGCUGAGCUCAGACUGCAGCACAGAGAGUAGCAUGGACCCUGAUAAUUCACUGCUACAGCACAGAGACAACAUGUGUCUGGACGCCAUCUACAACCUCUAUGCAAUAUCAUGCCAUUCAGGAAUCAUGGGAGGAGGCCACUAUGUGACAUAUGCCAAAAACCCCAAUGAGAAAUGGUACUGUUACAAUGACAGCAGCUGUAAGGAAGUGCACUCUGAGGAGAUCGACACCGACUCGGCCUACAUCCUCUUCUACGAGCAGCAGGGAGUCGACUACUCCCAGUUCCUGCCAAAGAUCGACGGCAAGAAGAUGGCCGACACCAGUAGCAUGGAUGAAGACUUUGAGUCCGACUACAAGAAAUACUGUGUCCUCCAGUGAUGGCACCUCGUCUUCCAUCAGCCAGCACUACAACCUGCUGCUCUAAGCAGGAAGCACCAGACGUUCAGAUCGUUCUGAAGAAUUCUCACAAACUGCUAAUGACUAGAGUCAGAAUGUGCUCUCUGUCUUGCGUCGCAGCACUUUCUACACUUGAUUGCAAACAUGGAUUAGUGCAAAGGUUUGCCUAGACAACGAUGAAGCCCUGGUGAAAAGCACUAAACUGGUGCACUUUGCUGAGCCUAAUGAAACAACCCCCCCCCCCAUGUGAACAACCCUCGCCAUAACACACAUGUAACAUAUACUUGCAUACUACCGCAUUUCUGAAUGUAUGCCAGUACGGCCAAGUCAUGAAGUGAUGUUGCUUUGUUACUGCGCAUUUAUCACUAGUGAUGUCAGAACGAAAAAACAACAUUUACACCUGGAGUCAUCAUGUGAUCUGAGCCUGGAUGUCUGACCUGAAGAAGGAAAACACUGAGACCACAGAAUGAACUCCAGGUGUAAAUGCAAGGCCAAUGAUUGGAUACUGAUUGGAUACUGAUUGAGUUUUAAAUGCCAAGUGUUAAUGGAGCCCAACAGUUAAAGAGCCUGUUUGUGUCAUAUUUGAUGCCACGGGUCAACAUGAAUGAUGUUGAAAUUUGGUAUCUAGUAUAUCAGAUACAGUGACAAGCUUUUUUUUUUUUUUAAAUGGUUGUCUAAAGAUUUUAGCGAUAGUGUCACUAGGGAAAACGUUAGUCAUAUGCUACCUCAUCGCUUCACGCAGUCUGUCAGCCAACUCUACCCUAAAAGUCUGUGUCAGUAUUAAUAAUAAUAAUUAAAAAUGCUUCCUUCCAGUGUAGGAGUCGUGGUACACACAUUUCAGGAAACUUCCCCCCCCCCCCCAAAAAAAUGUUUCCACGCCUUUUGUAAGACACUCGCACAGGUCCCGAUGUGGACAGGAAAUUAGGCAUUUUUGCCCAAACUGUGUAUCAUCCCACAGCUGCCAAAUAUCAGUGGUGAUUUGUGCAAUGUUGGCCUGUGUGUACCCAUAACUUCUGGGAAAGCUUCAGUGAGUCUUGGUUUGCUUAGAACAGGUGCCAUGAUUUCAACAAAGAGACGCUUAAAGAAUAAUAUACAGUAUAUGUUUGUUUGUUUUUUCCUGCAAAUGCGUUGUUUUAUAAAAGAUUUAUUUUAUUGUUGUGAUUUUUUUUUUUCUGAAGGCAGGUUUCAGGAGCCACUUCAGGUCAGGAAUGGAUAUUUAUCUCAAAGCUUGUCCUUUCACCUACUGCAAUUCUCAGCUGUUGUGAUUGAAACUCAUCUGUUUAUACUGAGUUCACACCCUCCCCAAUAAGAAACCAGAAAAAGUUGGAACAUUAGGAUUACACAAUGAUUUUACCUGACCUUUUAGUAUUGUUAUUUAAAGAGUAACUUAAAAGAGUACUCCACUGAUUUGGCAUUGCACUUUUAUCACACAGUCAGACACACAAUGGACAGUCCAACAAAAAAAGGCAUCAAAUUUGAUGCAGCAGAACCAGGUAUAUUGUCUUUUUUUAUUCCACACAUUAUUCUUCUUCAUCAAAACCUAGCGCCUACAUUACCCACAGUGUAACUUGAAUUGAGGACAUUUAUCUUCACUUGACACAUCUCCCUUUGGGGACACACAAGGCUUUAUACAGCUGUUCUUACAUGUGCAGCAGCACUCCCCAGCGCCUGUUAACACACUUUGAGUUCCCCUUUAACAGCAGGCUGAAAGAGUUUCAACCCAGUUUUGUGUGCUUAAUAGCCACCUUUAACCACACCCAGCAGUGAUGUCACAGUGUGCUGUAGUACACCUGUACAUCACUGCAGCAAGCUGAUAGGUGAAACUACCGAUAGUCAGCGAAAACCAGGUUUUCAGGGGGCAUUAAGUUACUCUUAAAGGUCAAUCAUAACACGUCUCUACGUUACCGUAAAUAAAGCGCUGACAUGCACCUUGUGGUGAAUGUUAAGAUGGCACCCUGAUAAAUGUCUGCAGAAGCUUCAGUAACACUUGAUUUUACAGGUCUCAAAGCUGGAUUACCAAUUGGGCAUAGUGGGCUCCACAGCUAGUUUAACAAAUUGCAAAUUAUUACGGGGCCUUGUGACUAAAUCUGGUUUUAGUGCUUUUAGUAUUUCACUUGAUAUUGUACUUAUAUGGUGCCUAUUCCUAAAUAAAUUAAUGUUAGAUUAAUUUACAAUAAACUCACUGCUAAAUAUAACAUUGUACCCCAUGGGUUGGGGCCCACAGCUCCAUUUAGGCCCUGGGACCCCCUAGUGGAUUAAUAGACCCAGCAAUGGAAGUAAUGCAACCACAAAGUCAUUAAAGCCAUUUCUAGAAAGAAUUGUGUAAUUCGCUAGCAGUUACAGAGCGAAUGGAGCCAGUGUUGGUACGCAUCCAACUAAUUAAUUCCAGUUAUUUGCUAGUGUAAUUUGGCAACAUGCACACAUUUCAAGAUGUGUGUUUCCAAUAUUAAAUUGAUAAUGCAUUAGUAAUAAUCUAUUAUUUAAGUUAAAUUUGGACUGUUUUAUAGAAAUUUCUCUGUAAAUCAACAAAUGCUAUAAAACUUUACAGUUCAGACCUGUACAAUAAAGUGUUACCAAAACUUCUGCUCACAUAAAUAGACCCUCUGAUAUCAGAUGCUUUAAGUCUACUGUUCUGUUGAGAGCUACAGUAUGUGUCUGGACUGUUGUCAGAUCUGUAAAUCUUACAUCACUGGACCCAACAUUUAGAUCAUCAUUUGUUUUCCGCGUGCCGAGUCUAAAUAUUGGUUUCAUGUCGAUUCUGAAUUGUGUUCCUCAUUUUAUCUGACGGUUUGGCUACUUGAUGUGACUGUUGAGGUUAGUUUGAAAAGAACAAACCCAUGUUUUGCUGUGUGGAGUCCAGCGGCAGAGCUUCGUGUCUGGUGUGUAGCAUCACGCGUGGAGCUCCUCGUGUGCGGGGCUCGGUCUAAUCACUGUGAACAGACAGCAGACGGUUCCCCACGAUUCCCCCACUCUGUCUUCUACACAACAGGAGAUGAAUCUCUGUGCUCACCCCCUUUUUAGCUGCUGUAUUUAUGAGGAGAAGGCGUCAUUAUGGAUGUAUUUGUCACUGAAUGAACGUUUAUUUUCUUUUGCAGAGUACGUUUGUUGAACAAAUGGAAAUGUACAGAUGAGUGCUAUUUAUGUUUGCUUGCUCAGCUCUUUCUUUUCCUCCACCCUCCUGCCUUUGCACCGAGCUGUAGACGAUGUCCCGUUUGUGUCCGUGUUUGAAACGUCAUGACAUGGAUCAAAGGGAAAGUUUUCCUAAGGAUUUGUCUCUUGAGAACCCACUUUGUAAUGUUUGCUUCAUGUAAAGGUGCAAUAGCUGUCAACUUUCUUUUUUUUUUUGGCUGUGAAUGUCCCUGAAAUGACUACUUGUGUGAUGCUAAGCUUGCCGCACCUGUAGCUUAAACUGUACAAGAAAAAUACCAGUUAAAGUUGGGGUUAAUUUCAGCACAAUUUUCGUAAUCCAGGAACAAAGAUUUUCUGCCCAAAAGAACCAAACUUUGACGCUGAAAGUGGGCAAACAAUCCCUUGAACCACAGGUAUAAUAUCGUAAGUCCCUCCCACUGCCCCCACCCCCCCAGAAGAAUAGAGUGUUGGCAGGCAGUGCAAUCUACUACUGAGCUGUCUGUCGGUGUCUGUAGCCUCUUUUUAUUUAAGUUCAUUUCUGUCAGAUCUGAACCAGAGUUGUUAAUUUAAAGAACUUUUUUGUAAUGUGUUUGUUGAAAGAGAGUGACAUUGCACUGACAUGAAAACAUGUACAUAAAAAAAAUGUGUUUUGUAAAUAAGCCAAUGAAAACUAUGUAUUUGAAUAUGAACUGUACAAAAUACUGUACUUGUAGUUGUAUAUGGAGUGAUACUGUUGAUCUGUAACAAAAUACCCAAGCAACAAAUUAAAUUCUGCAGAGGAAAUGA